GUACGAAUCUGUUUCCGUAUCGAGAAGGUGAAUCGUAUAUGGCCACGUCUGCUUCACAUCUACAGAGUACAGUAAUUCAUUCUCACCACACGAUAACAUGCCUAAUGUGGGACGACCUAGCCGCGAUUGCUAUGCAUGUCGCAAACGACGCGUUAAGUGCGACCUCAUACGACCAGAGUGUAACCAGUGUCAAAGAAAAGGACUGCCAUGCCCAGGAUAUCGAGAUGAGUUGGACAUGCGUUUCCAUGUGGAGAGCGUUUCUUCCUUUCAGUCGCAUAUUGGUAAAGACCGCCGUAGAACAAGCAAUCAAGAUGAGGGUAAACCUUCUGCCUUGAUUGACACCCGAUUUCAAUGUGCGGUCACGGGCCAGCUGAAAUGUCAUCCAACGCCAGCUGAUCCAUCUCCUCAUUCAUCUGAACGAUGCUACACUCUCCAGUAUCGUCUAGCUGAACCAAUGAAGGAUCAUUUUAUGGCUUUGGCCAUGCAUAAUUUUAAAUUAUCCCUUUAUUUGGAUGAACGCAUCUACAGCACCAUUCUACGCGUCGUUUCUAAAGCAGAAACAGGGUCUGUUCUCUACCAGGCUUGUAACGUCAUUGGUUGUUCUUAUAUGGCAAACACAACUAUGUCUAUUGAGGUUCUCUCUCAUCAACCAAGGGCAUACGGAGAUGCUAUUACUGCUAUAAAUCUAGCCCUCCAUAAAGCUGGAGAAAGCAAAACCGACAAUACUUUCUUGGGCAUCUUGCUAUUAUCCAUGUAUAAGCUUUUUUCAACUGGACAAACCACCGUGAACUCUGUUCUUGGAUCUUCUGAAUGGAAAGUCCACAGUUCUGGACUGAUACAGUUAACUCAACUACGAGGUCUGGAGAAUUUUAGCACACCGGAUAAGCGAAAUUUGCUCGUAAUUUUCUAUAAUAUGCUGUUAAUGCAAGCUAUCGUAACUGGCCGACCCCCUCCCAAAGCUAUCUUGGUAUGGAUUCAAGGGUUCUACCAGUCUUGUGACCCAUCAGAAUAUCCCGUGGUUCGACAUCUUAUUUUCUCCUAUCACUGUUCAGCCCUUUGCAGUCGUAUUAGAUGCCUCCUUAAUCUAGGAAACCUUGAAAAGGUGCUAUCUGAUUCACAUUCUAUCCUGCAAGACAUGGAAUACCUCGAAAAGGAAACGUACCCCUUAUCUCAUGAGAAUCCCAUCACGGACUAUAUUAUAGAACCGCCAUUGGUAUUGUGCAGUGAUACUGAUCCAGUGGGCCAGUUUUCUAUAGAUCAAUACAUCCAUCAAAUCCAUAUCAGAAUGCGAGUCUCACACCACAUCCUGGAAUUUCUCUCCAAAGCUUCUAGAGCCCCAUAUUGCACACCCGAGCAGCGAAUCAGUUUCACCCACUUUCAACGUCGCGGCGUUGAAGAACUUCAGGCGCUUGCGAGUAAAGUUUCACUCAUUUCAGCUACAGAUCCCGAUAAGUAUUCUCAUGCCCGCCUCGUUUACAUUGAUCUAUACCUCAACCCGCACCUGUCCUCGAGAAUCAGAUGCCGCAACGUGCUGUUGUGGCAAUAACUACACCUGCCUCCCCAACAGGAGGUAUCUAAAUGAUGCCUAAAAACUCGACCAGCCGCUGGCGUAGUUCACGGCAGAUGUUACUGGGAGUGGAGAUAUACAAUGAUUGCUUCCAUUCCUCAACUUGAGAGCCGGGAUCUGGAGUUCUGUCAUUCCCGCAAGGGAAUAAAUGCCUCUAAGGAACCUAAUUCUAAAACCAUCUAGAGUUAGCUUUCCAACAUGGCUUGUCAAAUGAGGAAAAUAUGGCGCUGAAACUAAGAAAAAUUAUAAACGGU
This is a messenger RNA of Talaromyces proteolyticus, 1821 nucleotides long. RefSeq lists its product as uncharacterized. Gene Ontology annotation, molecular function: zinc ion binding; DNA-binding transcription factor activity, RNA polymerase II-specific. NCBI's taxonomy places the organism in Eukaryota, Fungi, Ascomycota, Eurotiomycetes, Eurotiales, Trichocomaceae. The transcript is spliced from 4 exons. The record is from RefSeq and is a predicted model, not a curated record. Gene Ontology annotation, biological process: regulation of DNA-templated transcription. Bases 98 to 1546 code for a protein of 482 amino acids.